Molecule: messenger RNA, 7639 nt
Organism: Alligator mississippiensis (American alligator)
Lineage: Eukaryota; Metazoa; Chordata; Crocodylia; Alligatoridae
Gene: MAGI1
Product: membrane associated guanylate kinase, WW and PDZ domain containing 1
Exons: 24
Coding region: 215-4576 (1453 amino acids)
Biological process (GO): signal transduction
Cellular component (GO): cytoplasm
Molecular function (GO): protein binding
Source: RefSeq, a predicted model, not a curated record
GUAACAAAACAAGCCGCGUCUUUGUAUCGCCUUAAAGGAAGCCGGCGGCGGCGCGGGGGAAGCGCUCGCGUCCCGGCCGGGCCGCCGAGAGGAAGGAGGCGGCGCACAGGGAGGAGGAGGAGAAGGAGAAGGAGGCGGCGCCCGGCUGGCUCCGGGACCCGGCAUCGGGGAUGGCUUGAGAGAGGCGGGUGGGAGCCCGCAGCCCCCCGCAGCCAUGGCCAAGGCGCUGCCGAGGAAGAGCCACUGGACGGGCCGGCUGCAGCGGGGCGCGCUGAGCCGCGGGCCGGGCAUCGCGGUGCUGGGCGGCGCGGAGCACGGCGAGUUCGCCUACGUGGGCUCCGUGGACGGCGGCGACGGGGCGCUGCGCCCCGGGGACCUGCUGCUGGAGGUGCGCGGUGUCCGCGUCGCCGGCUUGCCCCGCUACGACGUGCUGGAGCUGCUCCGCGCCGGCGCCGAGCCCGCCACCUUCACCGCCGUGCGACCAGGAAGUAGACUGAACAAAGAUCUGAGGCAUUAUCUCAACCAGAGGUUCCAGAAAGGAUCUCCAGACCACGAGCUGCAGCAGACCAUUAGAGAUAACCUUUAUCGCCAUGCUGUGCCUUGCACAACCCGCCCUCCAAGAGAAGGAGAAGUGCCUGGUGUGGACUAUAACUUCCUGACUGUGCAGGAGUUUCUGGAGCUUGAGCAGAGCGGGACCCUUCUUGAAGUGGGAACAUAUGAAGGUAACUAUUAUGGAACACCCAAGCCUCCCAGCCAACCCGUCGGUGGGGAAGUGAUUACCACUGAUGCUUUGCAAAACCUUCAGUCCGGCUCCAAGCAGUCGACUCCAAAACGAACCAAGUCUUACAAUGAUAUGCAAAAUGCUGGCAUAGUGCAUACAGAGAAUGAGGAUGAGGAUGAUGUUCCUGAAAUGAGCAGUAGCUUUACAGCAGACUCGGGCAACCCAGACGAGCACAAUACGCAGAGCGUAAGAGAGACAGCACCGCAACCUGUGAAUAAUAGCCUCACCACCGUUCCCACCACGGACCCAUCUCAGAACCUCCCCCAAUACCUACCUCCUGCAGAGGAUAACCUAGGUCCUCUACCUGAAAAUUGGGAGAUGGCCUAUACCGAGAAUGGAGAAGUCUAUUUUAUAGACCAUAAUACUAAAACAACAUCUUGGCUAGACCCACGGUGCCUGAACAAACAGCAGAAGCCUCUAGAAGAAUGUGAAGAUGAUGAAGAAGGGGUACACACGGAGGAACUGGACAGUGAACUAGAACUGCCUGCUGGUUGGGAAAAGAUCGAAGAUCCCGUAUAUGGUGUCUACUAUGUAGACCACAUCAACAGGAAGACACAAUAUGAGAAUCCGGUUCUGGAAGCAAAAAGGAAGAAACAGCUUGAGCAGCAGCAACCAGCACCAGAAGAGUGGACAGAAGAACACCCAUCUCUCACACCCCCAGCUGCUCCAAACCACGCUGCAAACAACCAGGAGGCCGUUCGGGAAGCUCCAGUACAAGGAAAACCCUUUUUUACACGGAAUCCUUCUGAACUGAAAGGGAAGUUCAUCCACACUAAGCUCAGGAAAAGCAGCAGGGGUUUCGGCUUCACGGUGGUCGGAGGGGAUGAACCGGACGAAUUUCUCCAAAUCAAAAGUUUGGUGCUGGAUGGUCCUGCGGCGCUGGAUGGCAAAAUGGAGACAGGAGACGUUAUAGUCAGCGUGAACGAUACCUGUGUGCUGGGACACACACACGCUCAAGUGGUUAAAAUCUUCCAGUCCAUUCCAAUCGGUGCCAGCGUGGACCUUGAACUGUGCCGCGGUUACCCUCUGCCCUUUGACCCCGACGACCCAAACACCAGCCUGGUGACGUCCGUGGCGAUUUUGGAUAAAGAGCCCAUCAUUGUAAAUGGGCAGGAAAACUAUGAUUCUCCAGCAAGCCACAGUAGUAAAACAGGGAAAGUAAACGGCACAAAGGAGCCACGGCCAAGCAGUCCGACUGAGGUCUCUUCUAACGGAUCCCAUAGUUACCCCAAUGAUACUGUCUCUUUGGCUUCUUCUAUAGCAACCCAACCUGAACUCAUAACCGUGCAUAUUGUGAAAGGGCCCAUGGGCUUUGGUUUUACUAUAGCAGACAGUCCUGGCGGUGGGGGCCAAAGAGUGAAACAAAUUGUGGACAGCCCGCGGUGCCGGGGCCUAAAAGAAGGGGAUCUAAUAGUUGAAGUCAACAAGAAGAAUGUGCAGAGCCUCACUCACAACCAGGUGGUGGAUAUGCUGAUUGAAUGUCCUAAAGGGAGCGAAGUCACACUGCUGGUGCAGCGAGGAGGACUGCCAGUCCCAAAGAAGAGCCCAAAGUCGCAACCACUUGAAAGGAAAGACAGCCAAAACAGUUCUCAGCAUAGCGUCUCUAGCCACCGCAGCGGACACACCGCGUCCCCCAUUCACAGCGCUCAGGUGCUUCCCGACUACCCCGCCACCGAAGCACCGGCUGUGGAUCAACCGGACAACUCUGGGCAGAAAAAGCCAGAUCCAUUCAAAAUUUGGGCCCAGUCCAGGAGCAUGUAUGAAAGCCGACCUAUGUCACCUUCGCCUGCAACUGGACUGAGCAAGGGUGAGAGAGAGAGAGAAAUCAAUUCCACGAGUUUUGGAGAAUUUCCAGAUUAUCAAGAACAGGAUAUCUUUCUAUGGAGAAAGGAAACUGGCUUCGGAUUUAGGAUUUUAGGUGGAAAUGAGCCUGGAGAACCGAUUUACAUUGGUCACAUUGUACCACUGGGUGCUGCCGAUGCCGACGGUCGCCUGCGAUCCGGAGAUGAGCUGAUCUGUGUCGAUGGGACUCCUGUGGUUGGAAAAUCGCACCAGCUCGUCGUCCAACUUAUGCAGCAGGCUGCCAAGCAAGGCCAUGUCAACCUCACUGUACGGCGCAAAGUUGUAUAUGCAGUUCCAAAGGCAGAGAACGAAGUCCCUUCUCCAGCCUCCUCGCAUCACAGCAGCAACCAGCCUGCUUCCCUGACAGAGGAAAAACGUACCCCGCAGGGAAGCCAAAACUCCUUAAACACCGUGAGCUCCGGCAGCGGCAGCACCAGCGGCAUCGGCAGCGGAGGGGGUGGCGGCAGCGGCGUGGUCAGCACGGUGGUGCAGCCGUACGACGUGGAAAUCCGGCGUGGAGAAAACGAAGGCUUUGGCUUUGUCAUCGUGUCUUCUGUGAGCAGGCCGGAGGCAGGGACGACCUUCGCAGGAAAUGCAUGUGUGGCCAUGCCUCACAAAAUAGGUCGGAUAAUUGAGGGGAGCCCUGCAGACCGCUGCGGCAAGCUGAAAGUAGGGGACCGGAUCCUGGCCGUUAAUGGAUGCUCCAUCACCAACAAGUCGCAUUCGGACAUUGUCAACUUGAUUAAAGAAGCAGGAAACACGGUCACUCUGCGCAUCAUUCCAGGCGACGAAUCCUCCAAUGCGACAUUAUUGACCAACGCAGAAAAAAUUGCUACCAUUACAACCACGCAUACUCCGCAGCAAAUACCACAGGAGAACAGGAACAACACAAAACCAAAGCAGGAGUCCCAGUUUGAUUUCAAACCACCCCAAGCAGCACAGCAGGACCAAGAUUUUUAUACCGUUGAGUUGGAAAGAGGAGCCAAAGGGUUUGGCUUUAGCCUGAGAGGCGGUCGAGAGUAUAAUAUGGAUCUCUAUGUAUUGCGGUUAGCUGAGGAUGGUCCAGCGGAGAGAUGUGGGAAGAUGAGGAUUGGCGAUGAAAUUUUAGAGAUCAACGGGGAGACCACCAAGAACAUGAAGCAUGCUCGGGCCAUAGAACUGAUUAAAAAUGGUGGCCGUAGGGUCCGCCUCUUUCUGAAACGCGGAGAUGGCUCAGUACCAGAAUAUGACCCCAGCAGUGACAGGAACAGUCCAGCCACAGGUUCACAAAAUGUAUCGGAAGUGAAAACCGUGCCAUCUGACCGACGCCAACACCCAUCAUUGGAGUCCAGUUAUCCACCAGAUCUUCACAAAUCAUCACAACAUGGGGACAAGCGGACUUAUGUUAAAGACCCAAAAGGCAGCAGAGAGUUUAGCAGACAAUCCAAUGAGCACCACACUUGGAACGGAACUUCUAAAAACAGCGCUAGCGCCGCAGGCAGGAAAAAGGACUGGUCACCGGAAAGGAGGCAAGACCGACAACCAGAAAAAAUGGUGGUAAAUGGACAAAAGAGGAGGUCUCCCGAAAAGAGGAGGGAAGGGACGAGGAGUGCUGACAAUACCUUGGAGAGAAGGGAGCGGCACGAGAGGAGGAGAGACCUUUCUCCCGAGAGGCGCAGAGAACGGUCGCCGACUCGCAGAAGGGACGGGUCACCUAGCCGGCGGAGGCGGUCACUCGAAAGACUCACGGAUCAAAGGAAAUCACCGGAGCGGAGAAGAGAAAGCUCGCCCGAACGAAGGGCUAAGUCGUCCGACAGGAGGAGGGAGAGGUCGCCUGACAAAAGGACCAGGGGUGAACGAGUCGGCAACCGAGAGAGGGAAGAGCACAGUUCGAAAUACGAUACUACCAAAAGACACCCCCCCGAGCAGAGGAGGAGACCGUAUAAAGAGUGCAGCACUGAUCUCAGCAUCUGAGGCAUUGUCCGAUGCACUGAGCCACAUUCCAGCCUUUUACAACACUGAAGUUUCUAAGAAGAGAGCAGCAAAGCUGAAAGUAUCCUCGUUUUCUUACGCAACAAAAAAUCUGACACCUGCUGGUCCUACGAAUAGCAACAAACGUUUUAUGCAGAUGAAACCUUAUAACAGAAAUAUAUACAAAAGUGUUGUGCCUGAUGUAUAAUAUUAAAGAAAGUAUUUUUCAGUGUAUACAUUUUUUUGAAGUUACUUGCCAAAUGUUGGUCCUAAAGGAUUAUAAAAUUUUGUUUCUACAUUCUCUGUAGAUUUCUUGAGGGAGGAAAAAAAAAAAAAAUUCCUUUAUCGAGCAAUUCCCCACCCCCACGAUUACGUGGGGGGCAGCCAAUGUUAUAAUAUAGGUAAGAGAUUUUAUGACCAAGCUUGAGUAAUUUGAUCCAGACUGUUCAAUAGUGAUUCACUGCUAUGUUGUACGUAGACAUUUUUUUGAAAGGGGCGGGAAUGGGGGAAAGAAAAAUAUACGUGUCGGUAGGAAUGGCGUACUUACUCCUGCUGAAGGAAUUAAGGAGGAAAAAAAAAAAGAAAAUGUUCCUAAGAGAACAAGAACUGUUUGAAGAGACUACUGUUUCAAUGAAGGAUAUUUAUAAAAAGAAAAAAAAAACCCACACACAGCACAAGAUGAUUCAUGAUAAGGAAUUUCUAGUUUGUUCCAUGAACAGUUUAUACUUUCAGGCCCCCUCUAAAGGAUGCAUGAAGGCAAAAGACUGGUAGCCGCCAUCUUUGUGUAAGACACAAAAGUAGACUGUCAAUCUCUCGUUAGUCUCAAAAACACUUAAUUUUUCGUUCAGACAGUACCGCCACAGCCCUACUCGACUACUAGAAGUCUACGGACGGAAAUCUAAGCAUGCAUGGGAUUUGUUUGGUUUGCUUUGAAGUAGGGUAGCGGAAAUGGGGUACUGGGACAAAGGCACGGUGAAUUUGAGAGAGAGAAGUCCUCCCUUCACUGAGUAGGUGUAUUCCUUCUGCUCAGCCAAAACCAAUGGGCUUUUCUUUUUUUUGCCAAAUUGGAAACCUUUCUCUCUAGAUGUAGAUUCAAGUUUUAUUUUACUGGUUCAUCCUUUUUGAGACAAAAGGAGUGCACUUGCUACAAGUGAGGCACGUCAAGGACAAAUUUCAGAGCAGAAAGAGGCAAUCCAUGGAAACGUCUGGUUGUGAAUCCUGGAUGGUAGGUCCUGGUUAUGCUGUAAAACUUUGAAUCUAUGAAACAGCAGCCAAAAAAAACAAGGGUAAAUGGGAACAAGAAAACAAAGCGAGUCGCUAAGUUGUGUUUUUUCAAUUUGCAAGUUGUGUGGUAAGUCUGCUGUAGUAUUGGUAUAAGAUUUUAAUGGAUUACUGCCUAGCUGAGCCAAAAUGUUUGCCGUUACUGUUGGACCACUAAAGUAAACUGCUGCUUUUUACAGUGCAUUGGUGUGUACAUGUAUACUGUUUCACAUUUUCCAUACCAACACGAAACCAUUGCAAGUCUAUCACUGUUGUUGCCAUGGUACUGUAAAAAAAAAAAAAAAACAAGCGAAAAAGAAGAUGGCCAAUCAUUGUGUGUACAGAGUUUAAAUUGUAAUUAAUAGAGCCUGUUGAAAAAAAAAACAAAAAAACUGUUGCCUUUUUCUUGUAUAAAAGAGAAUUUAUGACAAAAUUUAGCUGUGAGGAAUGUGAUACGUGUUUAUAUUUCUGAAAAUGGAACAAAUUGAUUCAUGGGGAUAUAUUUUAAUGUAAACUGAAUCAGGUAUGUAAAGCUGUUUUAAAAUGGGAAACUAUAUAAGUAAUUCUAAAGCUUUUGUUGGUUUGAAUAUGAUUUCUUUCUUCAUGGUGGGGCCUGCUUGUGUAUUACUAAGCACUUGUAUGCAGUCUAUGUUCUUCGAUCAUCAUUUCUUGCAAUGUGCUAUAGACAUAAUGCUCUUUUCUGUGUUGAUGAAAAGCAGUAUGUGGGCCAAUCUUUUUUUAUAAAACACUAUGCAUAUAUAAAUACGACAUUGUUCAUAGCUUUAUUUGACUUAUUGGGUUUAUACAUAACAUUAGUAUAAGUACCUGUGGACUUACCCAGUAUGAACAUCUUUCCUUGGAACAGACACAAUGUAUAUGAUGUAGCAACAAAGAAGGAGAAAGUCUGUGAAUGCUAUUUUUAUUAUCAAAUAAAGUUUUCCAUACAAAGCACACAUGAGUGUAGUGGUAAGAUUAAGGAAGAGACCCAUCCCCUGUAGCAACUUGCCCAAACUCCUUAAAUUAGUAAACUGUAGCUUUCUGUUUCCAGCAGUCAUGCACUAAAGAAUAUAGGACUCAUUUCACAAAAUUGUAUUAUUGAGUUUUAUAAAAGGCGAAGUCUGUUCUCCCUGCCCCGUUCCUCUCCCAACUAAGAGCUAAGUUUUUAGAUGAGUAUGAGUUUGGCAUCUUCCUUGAGCCCGACACCAUCAGCGUCACAGCACAGUGGCGUAUGUGAUAAUGUAAAAUCCCAAAGGACGUGUAUGUGUCCUGAUGUAUUUAUAGGAUCCUAUGACAUUAGUCACUGAGGCCAUCGUUUCCCCAGCUCUUACUGGAAAUAUUGUAAAAAGGCUAUGAGGUAAGGAAUGCAAAACUGGAUUUAUAUUACAUACUGCAUAAGUCAUUUGAACCCUUGUCAUGAACUUCGCCAUACUUCUGCCAACCUUUUGGGAGCGUGUUGAUGCCUUGAUGAAAGCAAGUUGCUGAUAAAUGUUUUGUUUUUUCAAUGGCACCACCUUCAGAUGCAAAUUUGCUGUUUAAAAGAAUGUGAGGGUACAAAGCAAUGACCCAAAGCCAUGUGUGGUUGGUUUUUUUAAGUUCGAAUCUUUUGUGACUUUUUAUGCCUUUUUACCGUGUAAUUAUAUUGUAAAUGUAUGCAUUCCAUAAUUAUCGCUUCUAAAUUUGUAUCUUCGAUUGUUUCUACUGUAUGUCUACUACAUUUUUAUGUAACAAGAUAGCUGGAGUAACAAACAGAGCUGGUCAAUAAGACUUGAUUGGUUCAAGCAAAAUAAAACACUGCAUAGAAUAGAA